Molecule: messenger RNA, 1883 nt
Organism: Puntigrus tetrazona (Sumatra barb)
Lineage: Eukaryota; Metazoa; Chordata; Actinopteri; Cypriniformes; Cyprinidae
Gene: ino80b
Product: INO80 complex subunit B
Biological process (GO): chromatin remodeling
Cellular component (GO): Ino80 complex
Source: RefSeq, a predicted model, not a curated record
UUACCCACAAUGCUUUGCCGCGAGGACGCGCGAUUGUAAACAAUGCUAGAAAGCUAAGGGAGAAAAUAAAGUUUACGGAGGUUUAGCUGUGUUACUAACGCGUCACGCUCGAUAUUUCGUUUUACUACCGAACGCAUUGUUCGUUCACAGGGUUUGGUUUAUUAAACGAACGUUUUUAUUUAGUCAACGGUCUAUUUGUGCGUGAAUUAGCAACGUCUGCGUUCAUCCGACCCGGUCUGCAGCUGGAAAAAUGUUUUAUUGUCGUGGUGAUUAAUAAAGGUCAGACUCAUUUGCGUGUCCAUGGGGAAACGGAAAGACAUGAUUCACCCCAGAUUUCUCGCUGCCAGCGGCGACGAUUACGGCGUGCACAAGAAGAAACACAAAAAGCACAAGAAGCACAAGAAGAAGCACCAUCGCGAUGAUGGCCACAGUUUCUCCUCCGAGGCGCUGGAGUCAGACUCCGGGAUGAUGCUCCUGAAACCUCCUCAGCUCAAGCUCAAGAUCAAACUGGGAGGACAAACUCUGGGCACCAAGAGCGUGCCCACCUUCACGGUGAUCCCGGACUCCCUGCGCUCGGUGUCGCCCCUCAACGUGGAGAGCGACGACGACGAGGAGGACGACAACAACGACGACGACGAAGAGGACUCCGACGACGACGCGCCGUCCGAGGGGGUUCCCAUAGAGCAGUACAGAGCCUGGCUGGAUGAAGACAGCAACCUGGACCCGUCUCCGGUGCCGGACGUGGACGCGGACUCGCUGCUGGGCGGCCCGAUGGAUGAGGAGGAGCGAUGGCUGGACGCGCUGGAGAAGGGAGAGCUGGACGACAACGGAGAGCUGAAGAAAGAGAUCGACGAGUCUCUGCUCACAGCCAGACAGAAAGCGCUUCUGCACAAGCAGCAGAGCCAGCCCUUACUGGAGCUGCCCAUGGGCUACAAAGAGAAGGAGCUGACGGCCGAGAUGAUGCAGAAACGCGAGGAGCGCGCGCGCAAGAGACGCCUGCAGGCCGCCAAGAAAGCCGAGGAGAACAAGAACCAGACCAUCGAGAGACUGACCAAGACCAGCAAGGCCAAGAUCAAGAGCCUGAAGGAGCGCAGGUCCAAGCAGGCUCAGCUGCCCACGGUGAGGUACAGCAGCACGGCUGCGGGCGCCGCCGUCUCGUACCCGGCCGGGAUCCCGCCGCCGCCUCCGGCCCCGCCGCCUCCCCCCGCCCCGCUCGGCUGCGGCGUCUCCGGCUGCUCCAACCUCAAGAAGUACCGCUGCUCCAGGACCGGGACGCCGCUCUGCAGCCUGGAGUGCUACAGGAAGAACCUGGCGCCGGUGCAGGAAGUGGCUUGAAACGCGAGUCUUUGAGUAAAAUCGUGCUAACUUUUAUUCUGUGCGUUCAAAGUGCGAUUUAAGAAAACGCAAGCGGCAGCGCUUUACGGUACGGUUCUGUUUGGUAAUACUGGGCUUUCUGAAGUACACACACACACACACACACACACACACACGCAUGUAUGUGUGUGUGUGCGUGCAUAUAAGCUCUGAUACAAAAGCCUCUUUUAAAACGAGCAUUUGUAUCAGGUGUAAUAUAAAUAUAAAGAUACAUGCAUACGUUUGAAAUGCGUGUUAAUGUUGAGCUAAUAUGAACUAAUUUGACUUGUUGUGAAGCGUUGACCGAAUUCAGUCCCACGUGACGGCUCAUCGUGAAGAUUACGUUUCUGCGCGCAAAAAUAGCUUUCGAGGGACAACAUAAAUCGCUCUGUAAAAACUGAAACGUACGUGUAAUAUCUCAUAACUCAUUCAUUCUGCUCGUUUAACGAGUGAGGCUCGUUAAAACAUAAAAGGUUUUUUAUUUUUGUGAGAAGUCUGAAAUAAAGAACCUCUUGCGAACCUUGUAUUUA